AUGCUCCGUUCAAUUCUCGGACUCAUACUCACAUCCGCACUGACAGCAACUGCUUUCCAGGCAUCUCAACAAGUCUUCCAGGAAGAAGACUACUUUGAGCAGAAUUUAUACGAAGCCCCGUCUUGCAAUAAUACACUGCUGUCGUGCCAUUGGAAUGGAAGAGUCGAUUCUUGCUGUACUCCAAAAUAUGGGCUGGUAGUUCUCACAUUACAAUGGGUUCCUGGCUUUGGUCCAGAUAAAGAAUUCACUAUUCAUGGCUUGUGGCCAGAUACAUGCUCUGGUGGAAGAGCACCAGGUAAUGGAUGUGAUCGCAGUCGAGUGGCCAACAACAUAGGAAACAUUGUGCGUGACAUGGAUCCUAGUCUACACUCUGAAAUGUCAACAUUUUGGCCAAGUUACAAAGGAGAUAAUAAUUGGUUCUGGUCGCAUGAGUGGAAUAAACAUGGUACAUGUAUCAGUACUCUCAGGCCCUCGUGCUAUGGUAAAGAAUAUACAAAAUACCAAGACGUCACAGCCUAUUUCAAGCAAGCAUUGGAACUUCGUCACUACUAUGAUUUGUUUGGUGCUCUCAAUUUGGCAGGUGUAAUUCCAGGACAGACAUAUAAUGUACAGACUAUGAUCGAACCUCUUGAGAAAUACGUUGGAGCCAAGAUCAAGAUGGAUUGUGAUCGCAAGGGCCAGCUGUCCGAAGUGUCGAUGUUCUUCUAUGUUGAAGGGCGUGACAAAUAUAAGAUCACCGAUGCAUUCCAGAAAGGAAACUGCAGAGGUGCUGUAUGGUAUCCAAAGAAGUACUAG
Molecule: messenger RNA, 795 nt
Organism: Phycomyces blakesleeanus NRRL 1555(-)
Lineage: Eukaryota; Fungi; Mucoromycota; Mucoromycetes; Mucorales; Phycomycetaceae
Product: secreted ribonuclease T2
Exons: 7
Coding region: 1-795 (264 amino acids)
Biological process (GO): RNA catabolic process
Cellular component (GO): extracellular region
Molecular function (GO): RNA binding; ribonuclease T2 activity
Source: RefSeq, a predicted model, not a curated record